Arabis nemorensis is the source of this 534-nucleotide messenger RNA. Lineage: Eukaryota; Viridiplantae; Streptophyta; Magnoliopsida; Brassicales; Brassicaceae. The record is from the annotation of a GenBank genome assembly.
AUGAACACUCAAUCAUCUUUCAAGGAAUUCUGCCGGAAACUCUCACCGGAGAGGAAAGAUUCAGCCGUGACACAACAACAUAACAUCAAUGGUCAUGAGGACAAGAACAAAGACUACUUAGACGCUGUUUUUGCUUACAUGGAUGCAAACAGAGACGGUAGAAUCUCACCACAAGAGCUUCAAAAGAGUUUCAACACAUUAGGAGAUCAUUUGUCUGACGAAGAAGCCGAAGCAGCGGUUAGAUUGUCUGAUACAGAUGGAGAUGGUAUGUUGGAUUUUCAAGAAUUUUCUCAGUUAAUCAAAGGCAAUGAUGAUGAAUCCACAGAGGAAGAGAAGAAGAUUGAGCUUAAAGAAACCUUUAGAAUGUAUACUGGAGAAGGUGAAGAUUGUAUUACUCCGAGAAGCUUGAAGAUGAUGUUGAAGAAACUUGGUGAGUCAAGAACAACCGAUGAUUGUAAAGUCAUGAUUCAAGCUUUUGAUCUUAAUGCUGAUGGAGUUUUAAGCUUUGAUGAAUUUGCUCUAAUGAUGCGUUAA